UAAACGCCCCUAUUGUAUCUGCCUCCACCACCACCCCAGUAACGUGUUCCAGACUCCUACCAUUCUCUGUGGUUAAAAAAUGCCCCUCUUUUGAUCUUUCCCACUCUCAUCUUAAAUACAUGCCCCCUAACAUCAGAUAUUUCAACUCUGGGAAAAAGACUUUGACUGUUAACCCUAUCUAUGCAUUUCCUAAUUAUGUAGUCUUCUAUCACGGUGGAAAGGUGUAAUCUCUCCUUUAGGUAAAUUACCCUAUUUGUGGGUUGGGUUUGUCAUUCCACUGACACAAUUUUAUGAAAAAUGUGUUGUAUACACAGCACAGAAACCAACCAGUCUGUCUCUAGCAGAUCUGAGCUGGUGUUUAUCCCACUCACAAACUUCCUCCCACUCUCGGUUUUAUCCAACCCUGUAAGAGCAUAUCCCUCUACUGCUUUCUGUCUCUGAAAUGGGGAAGAAAUACUGACCUAACCAUGAAAAAAAUGGGGAAAAAUCACUUUAAAAUUUGGCACAUAGACUCGAGUUCACAAGUCUGAAAUUUAGCACAGUGUGCUCUUGCCUAACUGUGCUAACAGUAACAAAUCUGUCCACUCUUUUAUAUGCAUAGAGUUCCAGGUGUGGCUGAGUUUAGUAUGUGACGUGCAAACUAUAGAGCGAUGAGGGUCUGAGAAUAUUUUAAAGCCAUCUCAAUUGAACGUGUUCCGAAGUGAGUCAUACUGAACUCGAAACGUUAACUGUUUUCUCUCAGCACAGACGCUGCCAGACCUAUUGAGUUUUUCCAGCACUUCGUGUUUUUUUUUAGUUUGAACUGAGGGGCUACUGGUUCCGUGGCUGUUAACUGUUAAACUUGACAAAGGUUUCCCUGUGAAUGCCAUGUUAAGAAGGGAAGGAGAACUGAUGCUGCUAAUUGCGAUUAAAUGUUAAAAGUGCGCCAACGCUGGCGUGUUAAUUCCGACAGCCUCAAAAGUCUGGCAAGAACAGAAACAUUGAGAAUGUUGCAAGCCAAGUCCAAAAAUCCACCCCCAACCCCCCCACCGUCAUCAAAAAGUCUGGGACGAAGGAGACUGGAGUGAGGAAUGUGCUGAUUUGUAUUGGUGUAAUCUGUGAAACCUCAAAAAGACACAACAAUCGGGCAGCUCUCAGCCUGACAAGAGUUUUUACACUUAGAAUGAUAAUAACCAGCUUCAGAACCCACAGGGAGAGCAGCGAUGUGACACUGUUCAUGACGAGCAUGACACUUCAUCACUAGCUAUUUCCAAUUAAGCCCGGCUAGAGAAUUUUGUCAACACUGUGUACACGAGGGGAACAGACAUCGCAUGAAUCAGACAGAUUCUGGAGGAGCUAAAUAAGGUGCUAGAAUGGGAGGGACAGUCCACGUGCUGAGGCAAACUCUCUCUCUCCUCUCUCUAACACAUCAGUACUUAACCAGCGCAGGAUCAGGAAUGUAGAGUACAGCUACUCCAACUGGUCUGCUUACUAGAGUGCACUCAGGAGUGCCAGUCUCUUUCUCUCGCCCUAACACCGAGCUCUGCCUACCUACACAGGAUCACGAAGGUGUGUCUCUCGUCUUCUCUCAGAUACAAUAAAUGUUCCGCUUCAGAAACAAAAAAAAACUGCUGGAAAAGCUCAGCUAGUCGGGCAGCAUCUGCGGAGAUGAAUCAGCGUUGAGUGACCCUUAGAACUAAUGAUAGCUAGGAAAAUGUGUUCUGCUUAGCAGCUCGAAGACAGAAGUGCCAAUCUCUCUCUCGCCUAGAAACCGAUUCAAGUGCCAAGCUCUGCUUAUACACCGAGGAUCAGCAGUGCCACACUCUCUCCCAGACACCGGUACAACUGGUCUGCUCAGCAAAGUGGGUUCAGGAGUGCCACUCUCUCUCCGUCUGAGUCUCGGACAAGGUCAGACUGUCUACAAAGGACCAGGAGUGAGUUCCUCUCUCCAAGACACCAACACUGGCCGGGGGAACAGAAGUGCCAAUCUCUCUCGCCCUGACACCACUAAAGUGCCUGCCACACUCUCUCCCAGACAUCACGGCAAACUCUACCCGUCUGCCCAGGACCAGGAGUGAGUUGCUCUCUCCCAGACACCAAGACUGAGUGUUUUGCUUAGUAACUGGAGGACACAAGUGCCCAUCUCUCUCUCUCACACACUCUCUCCCAGAUCCCACUACAAAAGGCCAACCCCAACUCAGACUCAGGAGCGCCAGUGUCUGCGGUCUGCCCUCGCCCCCAGCCCAGCCCAGCCCAGCGCAGCCCAGCCCAGCGCAGGGUGCCUGGUGGGUAAGGCCAGGACUAUGCGGCCACAAUGUUGGCCAGGAAGAGCAUCAUCCCGGAGGAGUACGUGCUGGCCCGGAUCGCCGCCGAGAACGUGCGGCGUCAGCCCCGGUACACGGCGCGGCCCCGCCAGGCUCGCUUCAUCGCCAAGAACGGCUCGUGUAACGCGGCGCACAAGAACAUCCGAGAGCAGGGCCGCUUCCUGCAGGAUGUCUUCACCACCCUGGUGGACCUCAAGUGGCGCUACACCCUGUUCAUCUUCACCAUGUCGUUCCUGUGCAGCUGGCUCCUCUUCGCCAUGAUGUGGUGGCUGCUGGCGUUCGCUCACGGAGACCUGGACCCCCGGCGGCCGAGCACCGCCUCGGAGCCGUGUGUCACCAAAGUGCGCUCCUUCAGCUCCGCGUUCCUGUUCUCCAUCGAGGUGCAGGUCACCAUCGGCUUCGGCGGCCGCAUGAUCACCGAGGAGUGUGCGAGCGCCAUCGCCGGCCUCAUCGUGCAGAACAUCUCGGGGCUGAUCAUCAACGCGGUCAUGUUGGGCUGUAUCUUCAUGAAGACGGCGCAGGCUCACCGCCGGGCGGAGACCCUCAUCUUCAGCCGGCACGCCGUCAUCUGCCUGAGGAACGGCCGCCUGUGCUUCAUGUUCAGGGUGGGCGACCUCCGGAAGAGCAUGAUCAUCAGCGCCUCGGUCAGGAUGCAAGUGGUCCGCAGGAGCAGCACCGCCGAGGGCGAGCUCCUGCCGCUGCACCAGAUCGACAUCCCGGUGGACAACCCCCUGGGCAGCGGCAGCAUCUUCCUGGUGGCUCCGCUCACCAUCAGCCACGUGGUGGACCGCCGCAGCCCGCUCUACGAGAUCUCGGCGAGUGACCUGCAGAGCCAGAACCUGGAGGUCAUCGUCAUCCUCGAGGGGGUGGUGGAGACCACCGGCAUCACCACCCAGGCCCGCACCUCCUACAUCUCCGAGGAGAUCCUCUGGGGUUACCGCUUCGUGCCGGUGGUCACCGAGGAGGACGGCACCUACUCGGUGGACUACUCCAAGUUCGGCAACCGCGUCAAGGUGGCGACCCCGCGCUGCUCCGCCCGGGAGCUCGACGACAAGCCCUCCAUCCUGAUCCAGACCCUGCAGAGGAGCGAGCUCUCGCACCAGAACUCGCUGAGGAAGCGCAGCUCCAUGAGGAGGAACAACUCCAUGAGGAGGAGCACCCCGUCCCUCCUCAACAAAGUGCAGUUCUUCACCCCCAGCGACCCCGCCGAGCACUGAGCUCAAAUCAUUUCUCAGCGUUGGGGCGCGGUUGAUAUCUGCAAACUUGAGACCAGUUCACACUUUCUGACAAGCUCGUUAUUCUGAGAUCAUUUGUAUCAUUCGCGGCGAGAUUACAACAGAACGUUCAGCAUUAUAUUACAUAUACAUAUUUUUAAUUAUACUAUACAAUGUAUAUAUUAUAUCAUAGAAUCCCUACAAUGUGGAAGAGUAACCCACCCAGACCCAUUACCUUAUCCUAUUUCCCCUGACUAA
Molecule: messenger RNA, 3775 nt
Organism: Chiloscyllium plagiosum (whitespotted bambooshark)
Lineage: Eukaryota; Metazoa; Chordata; Chondrichthyes; Orectolobiformes; Hemiscylliidae
Source: RefSeq, a predicted model, not a curated record